AUGGAGUACCUACCUAGUCUUCAACAAGAAUUUGAUGAGCACAAGCCGUCGCUCUUCGAACUCCUCGCUGAACAGCAACUCUCCGAUCUCCUCCCACCAUCCCUCCGCUACCUCCUCGCAGUCGCGACGCACCGCCACCCGCGGUACCUCCUCCGGAUCCUCAACUCCUAUGACGAGGUCUACGCUCUCCUCUCCCUAGUCGUCGAGCGCUAUUACCUCCGCACAUUCGGCGGCUCUUUCACAGAGAACUUUUACUCUCUCAAGCGCGAGCGCGUCCUCCGCACGAAGAAUGGCGAGGUUCCACGCGCCCAGGUUGGCGCCGCUGGCCCCGUGCGCGACGCCCUCAAGUUGCACUCAACAGACGUGUGGAAGAACCUGCUCGUCAUGGUCGGUAUUCCCUACUUGAAGCGCAAGCUAGACGAAGGAUACGACAUCUAUGCCGCGCCGCAGGCGUCUUUGGUGAUGGGCGGCGGGCCGCGAUAUAAUCCCAGCGACGACCUCUCGCAUAGCCCGACGAUCCGCCAGCGCAUCUUCCAUUACUAUAAAUGGUUCUUGCGCAAUGUAUAUCCGUCCGUGAACGCGGCGUACUAUUUCUCUGUCUUGGCGUUCAAUCUCGCCUACCUUUUCGAUAAUACCAAAUACUCCUCUCCGUUCCUUUGGCUCAUUGGUACGCGAAUUCGCCGCCUUGGAGCCGCUGAUCACCGUGCUAUUGCCGCCGUGCUAGAACCAAAGCCUGCGCCUGGUGGAAGCCGAUCUCAGCGACCUGGGUCGGGCCUGAUGGGUCUUCUGAGCCCACAAAAUAUCUACCCACAACUUCUCACUUCUCUGCGCUACUUCCUCCCCGCAUCGAUUUUUGCUUUGAAGUUCCUGGAGUGGUGGCAUGCGAGCGAUUUCUCGCGCCAAUUGGCUCGCAAGGCGACUGAGGUUCUGGACUUGCCCGCUCCCGUCAUUUCGGGCUUGACGAAUCCAGCUGAGCGACGGAAGUCUGGACAGGAAGAGAAUGAGAAGAAGCAAACAGAGCAGGAAAAGAAGGCUUCUGGAGAAUUAAAGUCUGCACUGAAAGCACCUCGCCGGCACCAACCACCUAUCUCCGCAACCUCCUAUCUUCCCAUUUUCACAGUGCCACUACCGCCGGCCGAUAUCUCCAGCGCAAACACCUGCCCCGUCUGCUUGAACACGCUUGUUAACCCGACCGCCUGUCAGACCGGAUAUGUGUUCUGCUACGUGUGCAUCUUCCACUGGCUCAAUGGCGAGCACCAGCGCCAGCUGGAUUUCAUCAAUGGGGAAGGCGCAGGUGCGCCUUGGGAGGAGGAGAUAACUGGUGAUGACGAGGCUGUGAAGCAGUCCUCGGAUGGCCAUGAUGCCGAAGCGAAGGGCUCCCGCAAGCGCGGUGGGCAGUGGGAGAGUGGGAAGGGUAGAUGCCCAGUCACAGGGAGAAGAGUUCUCGGUGGAACAGACGGCCUACGGAGAGUGUUGAUUUGA
Penicillium canariense is the source of this 1482-nucleotide messenger RNA. It is a transcript of the gene pex12, whose product is annotated as ubiquitin-protein ligase peroxin 12. NCBI's taxonomy places the organism in Eukaryota, Fungi, Ascomycota, Eurotiomycetes, Eurotiales, Aspergillaceae. Bases 1 to 1482 code for a protein of 493 amino acids. The record is from RefSeq and is a predicted model, not a curated record. The transcript has 2 exons. Gene Ontology annotation, cellular component: peroxisomal membrane; peroxisomal importomer complex. Gene Ontology annotation, biological process: protein import into peroxisome matrix; protein monoubiquitination. Gene Ontology annotation, molecular function: zinc ion binding; ubiquitin-protein transferase activity; protein binding.